Molecule: messenger RNA, 1861 nt
Organism: Photinus pyralis (common eastern firefly)
Lineage: Eukaryota; Metazoa; Arthropoda; Insecta; Coleoptera; Lampyridae
Product: farnesol dehydrogenase-like
Exons: 4
Coding region: 917-1669 (250 amino acids)
Source: RefSeq, a predicted model, not a curated record
UAUUGUCCGUGCAGGCCCGUAGCUAGGGGGUGGCCCCACCUAGAAUGUGGUCUUGCCCCCACUGGAAAUUACGGUUGAUGGGUCCUUUACAAAAAUUACAGGGGAAGCCUUUAUCAAAAAUUUCUUAAGCCCCACCGGCCACCCCUGCGACUUCAUUCUGGCUACGGGCCUGUGUCCGUGUCUUUCCGUCUGUACUACUAUGUACUAGUCCUCCAAGGAUAUGGAUAUUUUGGAAUGCAUCAGUCUAGUUAAAUAUUCGAAAAGUCUCCCUUUAAAAUUUGAGGGGCAUUUUAUAUUACUUUUGGGCUCAACGUUAUUGCAAAUUAGGUUGGAAAAUAAAAGAAACUUUCACGCUGAAUUCAAGUAGAUACUUUUACAUGGAUUAGGUACACAACUUUAUGCAUGGCACAUUUGCCCUCCUACAACUGGAGUUUAUGGUGGUACAUCGGCAGGACCUAGUAGUAUCCGGAAGUACACAGAAUUACUGGCAGAACAGGGCGAGUACUCCAAGUAAUGCCAGUUCCGGUAGUACUAAUUCAACCUAGUGGAAAUCCAAGGAUUGUGCAUGUACUUGUUUUAAGUUUCACAAAUCAAAAUCACAUCCUCGAUUUACUGUUACCAACAUCCACAAAGAAAUGCAUAAGGUUGAAGUCACAUUGUGAAAUUUAAAUUUCUUCUUUUCGGCGUGACCCGUUUACUUUAUAAGAUUAGACUUUUAGCGUUGAUGAGUGAUAUCAUUGAAUAAAGAAUCAGAUUUAUUAUUCAAUGGUGAUAUUUAAUUACUGAAUGCUGUUAGCCUUUCAUUAGGAAGUUACCAGCCGAUAAUGUGCAAUUAACAAAUAUAAACACGCGCUUAUCAUGAGUUAAGAAGAUAACUAUAAUAGCUUGGCGACCCAAAUAUUUCGCAGUAGUAGCCAUGGAGAAGUUGGAAGGAAAACUUGCAGUGGUGACAGGAACUUCCUCUGGUAUCGGCCGGGGAAUUGCAAUCAAAUUGGUGGAAGCUGGACUGCGUGUCGUCGGUAUUGCAAGACGCGAGGAUCGCGGUCGAGAACUUGAGCUGGCUUUGGAUGGGAAAAAAGGUCGAUUCUAUCAUCUAACCGCCGAUAUUACAAAGGAGGAGGAUGUGCUCAAGGCGUUUAAGUGGAUCGAAGAAAAUUUGGGAGUGGUUCAUAUUUUGGUAAAUAACGCCGGUACAAUGCGAGAAACUACACUCAUCGAUGGAAAGACGACGUGCUGGAAAGAUAUUGUGGACCUUAAUAUUUUCGGUUUAUCCAUGAUGACAAGGGAGGCUGUAAAAUCGAUGCGAGCGAACAAUAUAACUGGCGAAAUUAUACAUAUAGGAAGCGUGGGAGGUUGCAUAUCAUCAUCCCCUACGAAGGGAUCACGAAUGUAUUGCGCCAGCAAGCAUGCGGUACGCAACUUGACAGAAGGGUUGCGACAAGAACUGAUCGAAGUGGGUAGCGAAAUUAAAAUAUCGUGCAUCAAUCCUGGACUGGUCGAGAAUACCGAAAUUGUCCAGUACAAUGAAGCGAUAAAGGGGUUCUUACCCUUACUCGAACAUGCACUGAAACCUGAAGACAUCGGGGACAUGGUUUUGUUUGUACUUUCGCGACCACCUCAUGUUCAGAUUCACGACAUUCAAGUUAGAUCAGUCGGUGAAAUAGUUUAAAGAAGUCGAUUGGAAUACUACAAUUAGUUUUUUUAGUCGAUAGUCGGAAAAAUGGCAUAUUAUUGUUUUGUUUAUGUCAUCACAAAGCAUGUGAUUUCCGUACUGUACGGGAAUCUUAAUUCCUGUACAGUACGGGAAAAUAUCUAUAUUCUUGUGAGCAUGAAAAAAUAAAAGAACAGUUAUACACGCAAA